AUGCCCGGCCUAACCCCCGCCCAAGUCACCCAAUUCCACGAAAACGGCUACCUCGUGCUCCCAGACUACCUAACCCCUCAACAAAUCACCUCGCUAAUCGCCGAGACAACCUCCCUCCUCACCUCCUUCGACCUCUCCACCCACCCCCUAACCCAAUUCACAACGGGCGACGACUCAAAAGACAACAAGCCGCACGUCGGCGACGACUACUUCCUCAACUCGGGCGACAAGAUCCGCUUCUUCUUCGAGCCCGAUGCGUUCACGUGUGACCCCGCCGAUCCCACAAAGACCGUGCUGUCCCGGCCGAAGGAGAAAGCAAUCAACAAGAUCGGGCACGCGCUGCAUUCGCUGUCUGCCCCAUUUGAGGAGGUUUCCAUGAGCGCGCAGAACGCGGAUAUCGCGCGCAGUUUGGGCUUCAGGGAUCCGCGGGUCUUGCAGAGUAUGGUUAUCUGCAAGCAGCCUGGGAUUGGGGGCGCGGUGCCGCCGCAUAAGGACUCGGAGUUUCUGUAUACUUCGCCGCCGAGUGCGGUGGGGUUUUGGAUUGCGCUGCAGGAUGCGGGGGCGGGGAAUGCGACGCUUGCGAUGUAUAAGGGGAGUCAUAGGCGGGUGUCUGGUGCGGUCAGCAGGAGGUUUGUGCGGCGGUAUAAUGAGGAUGGGAGUUUGGCGGGUACUGGGUUCGUGGAGAAUGAGGGGGAGAAGUUUCCUAAGGGCUUGGAAGUGGAAGAGGAUGUUGAGGGGGAAGGGGAGGUGGAGGUUUUGGAUGUCAAGGCUGGCUCGUUGGUUCUUAUUCAUGGGAAUGUGUUGCAUAAGAGUGAGAAGAAUACGGGGGAUAAGAGCCGCUUUGCGUAUACGUUCCAUGUUAUUGAGGGGGCGGACGGGUGGGAGUAUGAUGGGCGGAAUUGGUUGCAGCCGCCGGAGGGGGGAUUCUCGAGGUUGUACCAGUGA
This is a messenger RNA of Aspergillus mulundensis, 945 nucleotides long. RefSeq names its product phytanoyl-CoA dioxygenase family protein. The record is from RefSeq and is a predicted model, not a curated record. NCBI's taxonomy places the organism in Eukaryota, Fungi, Ascomycota, Eurotiomycetes, Eurotiales, Aspergillaceae. Bases 1 to 945 code for a protein of 314 amino acids. The transcript has a single exon.